This is a messenger RNA of Notechis scutatus (mainland tiger snake), 438 nucleotides long. NCBI's taxonomy places the organism in Eukaryota, Metazoa, Chordata, Lepidosauria, Squamata, Elapidae. The record is from RefSeq and is a predicted model, not a curated record.
UUAAGGGCCCUUGCUCCUGAGGCUGCAGUCACAAGCUCACACAAAGCCGUGGGGUCCAACGGUCCUUCUGCCUUUUCCAGGGGCUCCUGACAAAAGUGGAUGUCAUGCCCAGGUGCGUAACCUUCUAACAUGGAAGACGGAGGUCAGAAAGAAGUAAUCGACUUGAAUAGUUUCCGGAGCCAUCGAGGGAAAGAUAGGGUUAACCACCGAGACGAGGGACUCAUCACGAUAUCGGACUCCUCGGACGAAGACUUGCCUGUGAUGUUGGACACACCUGUUAACCUGCAGUGGGAAGACGAGGAUGAUGAAGACGUGGUCAUCUUGAUGGAGGUAAGUCCUCCCUUUUCCGUGUUCCAGUUACGGGACGAUCAGCCUUUAAUAGCCAAUAAACACGGCCUCAAAGAUGUGAUUUUUGCCUGCAAGUCUGGGGAUCCCAAG